This is a messenger RNA of Colletotrichum scovillei, 2586 nucleotides long. RefSeq lists its product as uncharacterized. Bases 1 to 2586 code for a protein of 861 amino acids. The transcript has 6 exons. The record is from RefSeq and is a predicted model, not a curated record. NCBI's taxonomy places the organism in Eukaryota, Fungi, Ascomycota, Sordariomycetes, Glomerellales, Glomerellaceae.
AUGGGUCCGGCUCGCCGUACCCGCGCUCGCAGCCAGGCUCUCAUCAGCAGUGCCGGUGCUACCGCUGCCGUCAGCAAGAUGACUGGCACUGCUGUGCCCAACCUCAAUGGAUCGAGCACCUCGACCACCGAGCCCCAGGUUGAGAAGGUCAAGAAGGUCGCGAAGGCCAAGCAGGUCGGGAAGGGCAAAAAGGUCCAGAAGCCGAAGCCUCGCUUCGACACCUUCCACCCGUUCCCCCGUCUCCCCAAUGAGAUCAAGGCAAUGAUCCUCUGCGAGUACAUCGACUUCGAGCCAGCCAUCAUCUACGCUGACUGCAAGGCCAACAAGAACAUCCCGGGCCUCAUCGACGUCAACACUGGCACUGAUGGUAAGAACUCGAAGUUCAAAUGUAUCGCCGAACUCACCAAGGGCAUCCCCGGCUUCGAAGCCUACGUCGAGCGCCAGUUUGGUGUCUCCUUCAAGGACUUGUCCUACAGCCCUGAGGAAGGCGUCCGCAAGGGCAAGGAUCUCAUGGUCCUUAUCUUCAGAGAGAAUGAGGGCCGUCACCUGGACUGGCACAGCGACAUCCAGCGGAAGCUCAAUCGCGAGCUCUUUGUUCCUGGUAUCGAGAACAUUGGCGUCAUGUACGAUUCGAGCCGCCUUCGCGGCCUGAAGCCCCACAUGAGACGCACUCCUUUUCCUUGCUCUAUCCCUGAUCUCAGCACAAUGAUCACGAACCUUCGAGAUAUCAAGAACUUCUACGUUCUUGUCAAGCUGGGCGGCGGUAGUCUGGCUGAGCAGAAGAAGUGGAUGAAGAAGCGGCUUCGCUUUGCGAAGCGUCCCAACAAGGAUCUUGUAGUCUUCGAGGACAAGCAUAGAACUUGGGUGGAGAUCACUCGGUACAUCGCUAAACACCAGGCAAAUGGUUCUAUUCUUAAAGAUGCAGCCAAUUUCCUCAUACUGACCGACCAGUUCUACCAUUCAAUUCGCACCAUGUAUGGUGGAGCCCCCAACGCUGCGUCCCAGACGGCUCCGAAACUCCUCAGUUCAUGGCUUUACGUGCCCGCGGGCAUCAUGGUCAUGCUGGCCGCUUGCUUUGGCGUCAGCGUCUUCUUCGACGCCGUCGGCGUUUCGUUCCCUGCCUCCGUGGCCUGCUUGAUUCUGCUCUUCUUUGGGCUCUUGCUGUCGGAGCUGGUACUGGGGAACCACAAGACGAGAGCUAUCGUUGCCGUCAUUGACGUGCCAGCGGGAUGGUCUCUCCGUUGGAUCAACAUCUUCUUCACACCAUCGUUCAUCAUGCUGCCUUUGAGUCCCUCAAUCGGCAUCGUUGAAGUCAUGAAGAUUAUUGCCGUCUUCAUCAUCGGCUUCAUUGUUAUGAUGGCGCUCGCCGCAUACCUCACCCGCGGCCUCCAACUCCUACUCGGAUCAUCCAAACGCGCAAUGACAGAACGUGCAGAAGAAAUGGGCAACGAGACCGACGAGAUUCCCCUCGCCGACACCCCUCCACGAAUUGACUCCGUCCCGGGCUCCCGCACCAUCUCCGCAGCCCCGUCUUCACUCUCACUCAACACCCUUGCUCCGCCGCCGCCCUCCCAAAACGCCUCACACAACUUCCUACCAUCAGCAACAUCAUCUCCCGCAAGAAUCACCGAAAUCAACGUCGAUAUUCCCUCCUGUCCGCCGACACCACCUCUCCCACCACAGGACCCCGUCCCCCCGCCACGCUCCCAGCUCUGGGCAGCCUGGAUCUGCGGUCACCUCAAUUGGGUUCUCUACGCCUCCAUCUUCACCUUUGUCGGAAUCCCCCUUUACUACACAACAGGCUACGCCAUGCCCCUUCACCUAAGUCUUAUCCUCCUCGUUUACUUCGCCGCCAUGUCCGUCCCCGCAAACUGGAGGCAAUACCUUCACCCCGUCCUCGUCACCGCUCUCUUCUCCGUCCUCGGAAUCUGGGCCCUAGCCGCCAUCCAAGGCGCAGGCCUCUUUGAGACUCUCCGAUCGUUCCGUACGGGAGCGAAUUACACGUACCUAUGGCUUCACGCCAAGAACCCGGAGGGUCGUCUCCCUGGCGCCGGCGACAUCUUCAGCACCGUCCUCGACGCGAGUAUCGUGUCUCUGGCACUGCCAAUGUACCAAUACCGCCGUGAGCUGAAGCAGAACUUUGUGGCGAUCGUGUUGCCCAACAUCCUCAUGUCGAUCGGCUGCCUCUUCUCGUACCCCAAGAUUUGCUUCGCCAUCGGCAUCAGCGCGGAGAGGUCUCUCGCGUUUGCAUCGCGAAGUCUGACGCUUGCGCUGGCUCUACCUGCAACGGAGAACCUUGGUGGUGAUCUGAAUACCGUGGCUGCGGUAGCUAUCAUGAGCGGUAUUGUCGGUGUGCUAGUUGGCCAGCGGAUGUUGGCCUGGAUGAAGAUCCCAGAAGAUGACUACAUCACCCGCGGCGUCACACUCGGAGCCAACUCCUCAGCCAUCGCCACCGCCCUCCUCUUACGAACCGAUCCCCGUGCUGCGGCGCUAUCAAGCUUGUCAAUGAGCUUAUUCGGCACCAUCACCGUCUUGUUCACAUCCAUCCCGCCCAUCGCAAGCGUCAUCAAAUCUCUUGUAACCUGA